AUGGGCCUACAACGGUCCGGAUCGGUCAAGGUAGCGGAUGUCCGCAUACCUCAACGCCUGCUCUCGACGACACGGAAAAACGGAGACUGGAAUCCUCACCACCAAGGACAGCAGCUUCUGGAACAGCACGGUCCCGUUCAGGAUGUGAUCCGGCGACGCCAGAGAUCUUCGAGUGCGGUCUCGACGAUAUGUCAGGAGCCAACAGAAACCGUUGGAAGACCCCGAAAGACCAGCGAUCCCAUCACGCUGAGGGAGGCCGCCUCCGUCCGAUCAUCCAGUCUAAAUUUGCUGGAUGAUCUUACCAGGUCCACACACGAGAAGAAUGAGCCGUUUCCGCCCCUGGGAAACCCGUUCGCGGACUAUCAUGCUCACGCACACACAAGGACGGAAAACCCGUUCGCGGACUAUAAUCACGCACACACCGACUCUUUCCAGAGUUCCUGGGAUGGAUCCGACAGCGGGUCAGACAUUCGGACUUGGGGGGGCCAAGGACAAAUUCCGCAACGCUCUGGGACCUUGCGAAGUGUUGUUCAGACCGCACGGAACGUCGCCCAAAGGGUACGGAAGAAUAGCAUCUUUGAGGUGUACGAGAAAGCUCAGAAGAGAGGCAAAGAGCUGGAGCGGAAGCGCUGGGUCCAGAUCUUGUUCGAGUACUGCUUCUACACGCUCCUGUUGGCCUUCAUCUACCUAGUCCUCGUAGGCUUGCCCUUGUGGAAAGGGGCUGUCUACUGGAUGUACUGGGUCGUGUCGACCAAGUUCGUGAUUGCUGGGGGUUGGUCAAUUUUCAUGGGGUUGUCGGCCUUUUAUGCCUUUGGUCCCCUCUUCAUAUUCUUCGAGAAGGAGCCUCCUAUGGUCGAGCGACCUGCCGACUUUGACCGCAAUGUCAUCCCGGGAGUGACAAACACGGCGCUGCUGAUCCCUUGCUACAAGUCGGGCAACAUCGUCGGUGCGACAUUAGAAGCCGCCCUGAAGGUCUUUCCGCCGUCCCACAUCUUCGUCAUUGCCAACGGCAACUCGAAGACGCCCCUGGACAACACGGAGGAGGUCUGCCGGCCCUACGGCGUCAACCACAUCUGGUCCCCGGUCGGCUCCAAGAUCGUCGCCCAGUUUGUGGGCUGCUACGCCGCCAAGGGCUUCCGCAACGUGCUGCUCAUCGACGACGACUGCGCGCUGCCGCCCAACUUCCCCGUCGUCAGCGAGCGGCUCAGCGGCAAGGUCCAGAGCAUCGGCUACACCAUCAAGAGCGUCGGGCCCAACUCGUCAAAGGGCUCGUGGUGCCAGCAGGCCCAGGACCUCGAGUACAAGAUCUCGGGCCUGCAGCGCGCGCUGGCUGGCAAAAUGGGCUCGGCGACGUUUCCCCACGGGGCCAUCUCGCUCUGGAACCGCAAGUUUCUGAUCCAGACGUUCCAUGACCACCCGGGCUUCUCGGUCAGUGAGGAUUGGUUCUUUGGGCACAGCUGUCGCCGCCUCGGGGGGCGCAUCAAGAUGUGCACGUCGGUGUUCGUCGAGACGGAGACGCCCGAUGCCAUCUUCUUCAGUAAUGGUGACAGCCGUGGUGGGUUCGGCGAGAUGACGGUCUUCAAGCAGCGUUUCCUGCGGUGGAACUUCUUUUUCGUCAAUGGAAUGUGGUACAAUCUGGGUUAUAUUCUCGGCAGCUGGAAACUGGGAUGGUGGGAGAUCGGCGCAAAGAUCUUCGUUUUCCAAGAGGUUUAUGAGACCCUUCUCUACCUCUUCACACCAUUCAUUCUACCCAUUUCCUUCGUCGUCGAGGCGUCCUUCUGUGGCUACCUAUUACUGGGAACCAUACUCAUGUAUCUGAUUAAUGUCGUAAUCUUCAACGAGGUGCAUCUCCGGUUGAGAAAGGAGAGGAUCAGCUGGACGGUGCUUCUGGUGUACUAUAUGCCCUACAAGCUCAUCCUGACCCUCGUCAACGUCGGGAGCUGCUACUGGUCCCUGUACAAAUACGCGCAGUAUUUCGCCAAACGCCACCCAAAGGUCAUCGAGGACGAAAAGGCCGUCGAGGUCGUCAUGCGACUGGAGGAGGAAGUCCAGGUGCCAGGUAUGGGCGAGAAACAUGGCGCUGGACACGACGACGAUGAAGAGGGCGGUCGCCGCAUGUUCGUCACGGCUUUGUCAUCGCGGAAUCCUGGCUUAGACCAGCAGCGAACGAACAUCCUGCCCACGAUGGUAGAAACCUCGGCGCCGACUACACCCCACAGGCUGAGCUACAUCUCAGGCGCCGAUGACUUCAUCGCACCCAGCCCGAUCCAACCCCUGCCGGCUGUCAUGGCGCAGCAGAAAGUCCAAGCGACGGACUUUGGUGGUUUUGAUUUUGGGACGACUGAACCGCUACGUUCAGGCCACGGAGGGCUUUUCCAUUCGGCUUCGAGGAAGACGAGGAGGAGGAGGACCAGCAUGGCCGAAAGCUUGGUCUAG
Messenger RNA from Anthostomella pinea, 2436 nucleotides. The record is from the annotation of a GenBank genome assembly. NCBI's taxonomy places the organism in Eukaryota, Fungi, Ascomycota, Sordariomycetes, Xylariales, Xylariaceae.